This is a messenger RNA of Sitophilus oryzae (rice weevil), 4570 nucleotides long. It is a transcript of the gene Ras64B, whose product is annotated as ras-like protein 2. Gene Ontology annotation, biological process: signal transduction. Gene Ontology annotation, molecular function: GDP binding; GTP binding; GTPase activity. The record is from RefSeq and is a predicted model, not a curated record. Lineage: Eukaryota; Metazoa; Arthropoda; Insecta; Coleoptera; Curculionidae. The coding region runs from base 142 to 744 and encodes 200 amino acids. Gene Ontology annotation, cellular component: plasma membrane. The transcript has 4 exons.
GAGAAUCAUCAGGUUUAUUUGACAUUUGUCAUGUUUAUCAAUUGUAGGUGGAUCGGAUUUAAGUUAUUUGAAUAAUUCUACCUCGUUUUCUUUGUUAUUUUUCGUAGUUAGAGCUUUAUCUUAGUGUAGAGAAAUAGGAAAAUGUCUAAGCUGAACGAUAGAGCUCCUAGUCACCAAACCUACAAGUUAGUUAUAGUCGGAGGUGGUGGAGUUGGUAAAUCAGCUAUAACUUUGCAGUUUAUUCAGAGUUAUUUUGUGACUGAUUACGAUCCGACAAUAGAAGACUCGUACACUAAACAAUGCGUAAUCGACGAUAUCCCCGCGAAAUUGGACAUUUUGGAUACAGCAGGACAGGAAGAGUUCAGUGCAAUGAGGGAACAAUAUAUGAGAUCCGGAGAAGGGUUUUUACUGGUGUUUUCAGUGACUGAAAGGCCAAGUUUUGAUGAAAUAUUCAAAUUUCAUCGGCAAAUUUUAAGAGUCAAAGACAGAGACGAAUUUCCUAUGCUAAUGGUUGGAAAUAAGGUGGACUUAGAACAACAAAGAGUAGUGUGGCAGGAAGAAGCUCAACAAUUGGCGCGUAAUUUAAAAAUACCCUAUAUAGAAUGCAGUGCCAAAAUGCGUAUGAACGUUGAUAACGCCUUCUAUGAACUCGUAAGGGUAGUUAGAAAAUUCCAACUAUCAGAGAGACCGCCUUUAAAAACAAGCUACAUGAAAAGAGACAAGAAGAAGUGCUGUAUAAUAUAAUAAACCAAUAAAACUUAUAUGGAAAAAACCGGAAAUAUAUAGAGUAUUCCGUGGUAAAGUGUCAGAUAAGGAGGAACUCUGUUUCUCCAUAUUUUUGUAAAUUUUUAAUGUCAUAAACUCGAUAUUUGUGAUUUGUGGAAAAAUCAAAAAAGUAAUGGACUAUUUCUACAUAUCUGUGUAUUUUAAACAGUGUGCAAUAUUUCUUUUGUGCGAUAUUUUUUAAUAGUAACAAUUUUCUGUAUUAGACCAUAUUAUACCUAGACACCGUUUUUUCGUCGGACAUUUUGAAGCCAACAUAAAAUUUUACGUCAGUUUAGGGCAAAAAAUCGUUUAAUUAUAACAACAGUUUAUGAUGUUUAAUUUGUACGAUUUUUUUAAUAUGAACAUUUUCUGUAUUAGACCAUAAUAUAUGUAGACACCGUUUUUUGUCGCACAUCUUGAAGCGAACAUAAACUUUUGUGACGUUACUUCAGGGCGAAUAUAAUCAUUAAAUUUAGCGAUUUUUUUUAUUAGAAAUAUUUCUAGCAUGAAAACAUGUAAUACCUAGAUACUGUUUUGUCAGGGAAUCUUGAAGCCAGCAUAAAACUCUGUGACGUCACUGGAGGGCAAUUAGAUCAUCAUAUUUCUGUCUCUCUUGUUUAUUGAGUAAUAUUUUCUCUCUUAGAGUAUUUAAUGCAUAGAGACCUUUUUCCAUGGGACAUUAUGAAGCCAAGAUAAGGUUACAUGACGUCAUUCUAGGGCAAAAAUACUGGGAUCAGUUUAGUUUUAACUAAAAGUUUGCGUGUUUUGUGUAUUUAGCCAUGUUUUUGUUGGAAAGAAUUUUUUACAUUUUAUAUGUAAGAUUAUGUUAUGGCGAAUGACAUUGAUCGUUAUUUUUAAGGUAACUUGACGCCGUUUUUUUCACUGUUGUAUUUUUAACAUAUUUUUAACAUUUUUUUGCAUUAGACCAUGUAACACCUAGACUUUUGUUUUAUCGGACAUCAUGAAGCCAACAUCAAACUUUCAUGACGUCACACGGGGGCGAAAAUAAUACGAUUUGUCUAGACUUGACCAAAAAAAUGACAGAAAAUUCAAUUUGCGUGUGAAUUAAAAUGACAGACACGACUGUCACUGUUAGUAAUCCCCUCUUUGGAGAUAUAUUAUUAAGUUUUAUGUGAAUAACAAAAAAAUACAUGUCAUUCUUUUCUCAAAUCUUAUUGAUGGUUGUAUACAAGGGGUAUUUUGACUGGUAUGACAUAUUUAUGUUUUUUUCUAUUAAAUAAAAGCUGAAACAUCACAACACUAUGUUGGUUUCAAAUUGAAAAACUCAAGUGGGGUGUCUAGUUAUAUAAUAGUUUAUGUUCUACAUAUUUUUAUUCAAAAAUUGUGGAUUUUUUAAGUAUAUAUAGUUUUUUUAGUGAUUUUAUUUUAAUUCAGUAAAUUCUAUUUUUUUUAUUAGUUUAAAAAAUACAUUUUUUUGACAUUAAAUUGUGUCAAAACUACAAAAAACACGAAAUAAAGUGUAUUAUAUUUCUACAACGUUACAUCUAUGUGAUAUCCAGUGUAGCUGUUUGAAAAAACUGUACCUAUCGAUAUUUUUGCAUAAACUAUGUACAGGGUGACCCAAUAUUCUGAUAAUAAGUUUCACAUCAGGCGUUCCUAUUUCAUAUUUUCACUCACCAAGUUUUACAAAGCAAAGUUGUACUUUGAAAAUUAAAAAUAAGCUUGUUAUGGAGCUUAUUCCGAACAUUGGACCGCCCUGUAUAUUCUGUAGCUUUUUAUCUAGUAUAAUUAAUGAAGAAAACCUUAUGACGUGAAAUAUAGAGUGAGAACACCGUUUAAGGUUAUUUUUGUAUGAUAUAUAAACAAAUUAGCUUUAACUAUACAGGUUGUCCGGAAUUCGAAAGCGAAAACCUAUUACAGGUACGGUAAAAUGAGUGGAAUUAUAUUGGACGGACGGCCUGUAUAUUAUUUACACUCUGUUUUAAUUCUUUUGUAAAAAAAAUGUUUGUGUAAAUAGUUAUAUUCUGCUUUCUCAUUUACAAGUUCUUUACGAAAAACUAUAGAAGACUAUAAACAAUUACUUUUUCUGUUGUACAGUGUGUCUAUUUUUUUUGGACGUACUGUAUACUUUUAGCGAGAUAUUUUUUAAUCUCUUUUUUUUGUCAAUAUUUUUAAUUGUAUAAAUAUCUUUGGCUUGAUAUUAGUACAUUUAUUUAUGCAUCCAAAAAUAUAGAAAAAAAAUGUUAGAGCACCUUUUUUGAUUUACACAUGUUUAUAUUAUAUAUAUUUUAUGAUCACUGCCAGAGUUUAUAAAAGAAACGUUCUCUUUUUAUCUACAGGGUGAGUCUAAAAUAUUUCAGGUAAAUAUAGCUUGUGUUUAGUGAAUUUGAAAAGAAAAUAUCUGUAAACAAUUUUGUAAGGUUAUAUUAUUUUGUGAAACUAUUUCAGAAUAUUUUAUUUUCUAUGAAAAACACUCUGUAGGUAAAAAGAAAAAAAUGAGGCACUUUUUCAUUCACAUUCCGGGUGCCGAAGUAUCUUAUUAUAAAGAAAAUGAUAUUUUUUACUAAACGUUUAUUCGAAAAAUGUUAAGCAUAUUAUAUAUAGCCUAUGAUCGAAAAAAAAACGGCGCCAAAAACGGCUGGGCAAUGACAAUCGAUGAUAAUUUUGACGAAGGUUUCAAAGGUAUAUCUUUCAAUGAAAUUCACACAGCUUUAACAUGUUUCAGGUAUUAGGGUUUUAAGAUUUACUUCAACUUUUGUUAAAAUAUAUUUUGUUACACAACGGUAAAAUAACAUGAUAUUGGCAAUACAAAUAUUUAUUUACCCGUUAUUGAAAUUUUCAGUACGGGCCAAGUAAACGACAUCUAGGGCUUGACCUCGGCAAAAUUAUCAUCGAUUUUCAUCGCCCAGCCUUCUUUGAUGCCGUUUUUUUUUCCCGAUCGUAUGGUAGCUUUCGUUGUAAUGUAUUAACGUAAUGUUUUACUAAUAUAUUGUAUUGUUAAAAAUAUAUAUUUGAUUUUUUCAAGUAGAGCCUUACAUAAUAAUUUCAUUUUUAACAUCUAUAUGUAAUUUCGUUUUUAAAAAUACCAACAGUAAAAUUAACAAAGAAUAAAUAAUUUUAAUCAAUCUCAAAAAUGUAAUAUUCAUGUUCAGUGUUAAUAAAAUCAUUGUAAACUGCGAAUAUCGUCCGAUUGAAAAAAAACAGCGUCACGGUAACCAUAUUUUAAUCCUUUUCAUGUUUUUAAAGGUCAAUUUUUAAUUAAAGAUCAUUGAUUGUUAUUUAGACGGCUACUGCGACGUUCUUUUUUCUCACGAUCGAAUGAUCAUAAAAGCGUCACAAUUUCGACAAUAAAUUCAAAGAAAAUUUGUGGCAGCUGAUCAAAGUACAUCACAUUAAUGAGUAAUUAAUAUUAAAGUUUUUACAUAAUAAUUUUACAUGUCUUGGAUUGAUUUCUUUACAUAACUCUGUGUAAACAAUUACCUAGAAUCUAAUCGAGCUUUAAUAUAAAUAUACAGGGUGUCUCCUAAAUAAGUGCAAGUAAUAUUUUGCAAAAAACUAUUGAAUUUUUUUUAUAGUUUUCUUGAUAUUUUUUGGGAAAAUAAUAAAAAACUUUUCGGUAUAAAUAUGUCUCUUUUAUCUUGAUCUAGCAGCUCUUAUAAAAUAGUUACACUUAUUUAAGAGUUUCCCUGUAUAAUUUUACCUUCCUACAGGAGAAAUAAUGCUUUUUGAUUUGUUGUUCAUAUUUAUUAAUUAUUAACAAUUAAAUUUUGUAAAAUUUGUAACAUGCUGAGAGCUUUAAGUGUAAAGUUGUUGUAAUAUACAGGGUGUCCCAUUUAAAAAAAAA